Leucoraja erinaceus (little skate) is the source of this 2343-nucleotide messenger RNA. It is a transcript of the gene rnf128b, whose product is annotated as E3 ubiquitin-protein ligase RNF128. The record is from RefSeq and is a predicted model, not a curated record. Lineage: Eukaryota; Metazoa; Chordata; Chondrichthyes; Rajiformes; Rajidae. The transcript is spliced from 7 exons. Bases 177 to 1379 code for a protein of 400 amino acids.
ACUUUAUAGACGGUUACCGAGCAGUAGGAGGAGAUUUCUUCCACCUGGACAGGUUGGGACGUUGGAGCAAGGAUUUUGUAACUCGGUGUGAGCGCUGUGCCAAGGGCAGGGAGAGGAAGAUAAGCAGGUUUGAGUUGAGUGGGGUGAGGAUUCCGAGUUGCAAGUGGUCAGGAACGAUGCGGGCUCUAGAGCGGGGCUCGGCUUCUGCCUGGUUGGCGGUGGCUCAGCUACUCUGGCUGCACUGUCCGCCCGCCAGCUCCUUCUGGACGGCGUACAUCAACAUCAGCUUCUACGACCCCGGGGCCAACCGCACGGAGCAGGAGAAGACGGAGAGCGGCGUGUACGGCCAGGAUUCGCCACUGGACAGUGUCCGGGGACAGGUGGGCAUCGCGCAGUCGGGCGGGGGUUUCGGCUGCGACCCGGACCUCCCGUACAUCAGACCCGACCCCCACCAGCCUUGGGUGGCCCUGAUCGAGAGGGGGGACGGCUGCACCUUCUCCGAGAAGAUCCUCAACGCCGCCGAGCAAGGGGCGAGCGCGGUUGUCAUCUUCAACUACCAAACGCCAACCAACGAAGUGGUCCAAAUGUCCCACCCUGGGACUGGUAAAACGGUGGCUGUAAUGAUUGGCAACAUUAAAGGGCGUGAGAUUCUGGCGCUGGUGAAGAACGGGAUCCAGGUUUACAUGGUGAUCGAGGUUGGGCGGCAGCACGGACCGUGGAUGAACCAGUACUCCAUCUUCUUUGUCUCCAUUUCCUUCUUCGUGGUGACUGCCGCCACGGUCGGCUAUUUCAUCUUCUACACGGCCAGGAGACUACAGAUCGCAAGGGCUCAGUUAAGGAAGCAGAAUCAACUGAAAAAUGAAGCCAAGAAGGCCAUUAAUCAGCUGGAUCUCCGCACCUUGAAGCAAGGUGACCAGGAGACUGGCCCAGAUGCUGACACCUGUGCUGUUUGCAUCGAAGCUUACAAGCCUAAUGAUGUUGUUCGCAUCUUGACUUGCAACCACAUAUUCCACAAGAGCUGCAUUGAUCCCUGGCUUUUGGAGCACAGAACCUGCCCCAUGUGUAAAUGCGACAUUCUGAAAGCUCUGGGAAUCGAGAUUGAUGAGGAGAAACCUGACGAAGCUCCGGAGCUGGAGCAGGUAUCCAGCAGUCCCCAAAGAAGUGGGCAGGAUAGGAACACUGAAGUCCCUGAGCAUGCCAUCUACACUCUACCCUCAGGACAGGAUGAAUGCCCAGCGACUGACGACAGCCCCAGUAUCAGUGAAGAACAACGCCUUUUCAAUAAUGAAGCUCGGGGGAAUGCUCUAUCUGUGUAUGUUCUGCCACAGGACAACCCUGCCUACGAAGAAAUUGACCUGCGCGAUGAAGUGAAGUCUUGAAUCAUCCCAAAGUGGUAAAACUCUGAAGACGGCAUCAGCCACCAACUGAUAUGGAAGGAGCCUCUCUCCAGCGAACGUUUCGUUCAAAGUCUUUGUGGACUGGCUCGCAAUCUACUUUCUGCUGCAUUUUUUUUAUGCCAAUGUUUUAAAAUAAAAGUCAUUUUAGAUAGCCUAUAUAUAAUGGACAACGUGAUUAAUACUGAUGCUGGAUUCCCGGGAUUUCAUGCAAUCGGUCGGAUUAAUUUUCCCUUGGUCCAGUGACUGUGGGGUUGUAGAGAAAGGCAGAGAUUACAGAACGUCAUGCUUAACCAUUGGAUGGUGCAAGUUCGGAGGUCAUUUAAACCUCUGCGCUCCAAACGUGAAUGGGCUGUCGUACUUUCCCCAAGGUAGAUAACGUCUGUAGUGGAAUCUAUUUUGUUGUGGGCCUUUAAACCAUGCCUGCACUCUGCUGAUCGCUACAUGAAAUUGCACUAUACCUUUGAAGAAAAUGCAGGCAAAAGGUUAACUGUCUACUAUCAAAGCAGUGCUAAUGCAAAUAAAACCAGUUGUCGAUUGGUGGUAUCUCUCCUGGAUAAUUUGACCCCUGAUAUGGAAAAUACUUUUGAUUAAUCUUCCACACUGUCAUAAUGGUGUUGCUGGUCCACUUGCUUCAUAAUUUGUGAUGCAUUUACCAGUAUUUUACUUUGCUGAAAAUAAUAAAGAAUUUUAAUUUUUUUUUAAUUUUGGGGGGGGGAGGGGGGGGGGGAACAAGUGAUGUUAUCAAUCAUAAAGGCAAGUUAGUCAUUCCAUUCUAGGCUCCCGAAAAGGGCUGUCAUAAACAACUUGACACUGAAGUUGCUUUUAAUCAAAGUUUAUGGUCAAAGAGCAUUUUAAAUAACCCUCUACAGAAUUGGCUUUUACUGAUUUUUGUUUUCAAAAGCAAACUGAAAUCGUCAAUAAAGUUAAAUCUAUUUUGGAGAUAAAA